Acanthisitta chloris (rifleman) is the source of this 630-nucleotide messenger RNA. RefSeq names its product mitochondrial ribosomal protein L48 (gene MRPL48). NCBI's taxonomy places the organism in Eukaryota, Metazoa, Chordata, Aves, Passeriformes, Acanthisittidae. Gene Ontology annotation, cellular component: mitochondrial ribosome. The record is from RefSeq and is a predicted model, not a curated record. The transcript has 8 exons. The coding region runs from base 1 to 630 and encodes 209 amino acids.
AUGAGUGCGGUGGUGCUGUGCUCGAGGAAUGGAGCAUUGCUGAAGCAGGUGUUUGCCCUCAGCAGAGCAGCAACACCCAGAGAAGACCAUCUGUGUGCAGCAGGUGAUGCACUCCUGAGUUGCCACAGAUCCUACAGAUCUCGUCCCACCCAUGGAAUUGGGAGGUAUAAGUACCUGCUCCCAAAGGAGACUCCAAAGAAGAAGAAGGACAGAGUGCAGAUGAAAGAGAUCAACACUGGGACUGAGUAUGAGUAUGGAGAUAUCAACAUCCAGAUGACUUCCUAUGAUCUGUGCCUUGUGGAGCACUUUGCUCAGUAUGUGCACAGACUCUGCAACAGGCUCUCAGUGCGGGUGAAUGAGAGCUAUGCCAUGCCCACCAGAACGAAUGAAGUGCUGUUCUUGGAAGAGAGAGGCUCCAAAAUGCAGCUGGAUGCAGUCCUGACCACCCAUCAGAGGAUUGUCCAGAUCAGUGGUUUGAGUUCAACAUUUGCUCCAAUACUCCUGGAAAUUAUCCAGAGCAACCAGCCUGAGGGAGUCCAUCUGCUAAUGAAAGAGCACACAGAGGCUGAUUUCAAGAGUCGAUUGAAGUCUCGACCAGAACUGGAAGAGCUCCUGGCACAGAUGACCUGA